GGUCAGGUUGGGAGAAGAUAGAAGUGGUGCAGAUUAGUCAAACUGCUUGUGUGAAGGUGGGAAAUCGCCGCUAAAACAUUGUGCGUGGCUGCCAGUGCGGGAGCUGCACUGUGUUCAGGAUGGAGGGUUUGAUCUGCGCUGCAAGUGAUCAGAUCCAAGAAGCUGAACUCACAUCACCGCUCGACAGACCAAAGCAAGAGCAGACCAGAGGAAACAGGGCAAUCGAUGUAAACCUCGGGGAUGUGGCUACGGAGGCUGUCCAUCAGGAAUCCAGUGUGGCUGAGGGAAGGAGUCGAAGAAUCUGCAGGAAGAGGUCCUUUUCACCUGAAGUAGAAACUGUGUUCAGGACGAAGGCGAAACGGAAGAUUAACCCACCGAAAUCAAAAUCAGGGAAAAGGGCAGGGGUCGAAUUCUGCUGCGAUAUCUGCAAAUCCGCAUCCAUCACCAAUCCCCACCGUCGCGGUAAUAGGCUGAAGGAGUCGGGCUAUAACCCAUCGCCCCGUUGGAAGAACGACCCAAAGACAGGACAAGUCCUGACGCUGUGUAACGCAUGCGGGUUGGCGUUUGGCAGGCCCCGACUUCCUCACUCACCUUGCACAGGUGUGGACGCCGAUGAACGCAGAAAGCAUCAGGAUGCCCUCCAGGCGUUUGCUUCGUUCCUGACGGAGUUGCUGGGAGACCAGGAUGCUGAGAAGCUGUGCUGCCCUCUGUUUGUGAAGAAACCGUGUCAAUGUCUACAGAACUACAUCAAAAGGACAGGGGAUGAGCUGAGUGAAUGUCGGCAUCGAGCUGUGAAACUCCUGCAGCUGCUAAAGGAAGCCAGGCGUCUCAGUUUAUUGAAGUGCUAUGAUGAAAACCAAGUACAGCAGCUGGACAAAUCUCGAAAAGGGGGCAUAGGAUUGGGCAAUGGUCAACGGAAGUCAAAGGCGUUUGAGGAGUUUGUACUGAAGAAUCGCACCACGUUGAAAAAUGAGUUGAAAUUGUGUGAACGAGCCACCCAACGUAUCUUGGGCUACUCCAACAACUUCCUGCACAAGAAGUUGAAAACUGACCCUGAGAAAGGAGAGCGAGUUAAAAGGACUAAAGGGAAGGGAGCCCUGGGACUCCUGAAACCAAUUACCGAACUUUUGAAGGAGAGAUGUUGUGUGGACAACUGUGUCUCGAUGGCGCACACUCAUGGGCGCUUGCUUCACCUCUGGAGGGAGUGUGCCUCGAAAGGACAGGCUGAAGCACGGAGGGCUCUGGCUGAGAUGCUGACACCUUCAGGCGGCUCGCAUUCAAACUGCUACAGGUUCAUCAGCUGGGUGACAGGCUGCAGCCACAGCACCAUCAGCCGAGUCAGCGAGCAGAUGAGGAGGACAGGAGGCGAUCGUGAGCCCCCUCCCCACGGGCUGAAGAAGUGGUGGAAGGAGAAAACAAAGACGCAGGGAGUGACCGUCUCUAAGCAUAAGAGCACGGGUAUGAACACAGCGAAACUCUUAAAUGCUGCUUCAUCUGCUGUAAGUGCAGGAGCUACCUUCCGAGAAGCCAUCGCAGUCUCUGUGAGCAACAGUUCACUGUCGGCGGAGCUCUCCUCUCUCCCGGCCACUGUUCAGCUGCAGGUCCAGCAACAGCAGAUCGAAGCCCUAAAGAAACAAGUUCAGGUCUUACAGGAACAGCAGCAGCAACACAGCUACAAGCAGCUGCAGCAAGAAGCCGCAAGGGCCCAGCCCCAUCCUCAGCAUCUGCAGGUCCUUGGAAUGUCACAUGGCCUCAGCCCUCAGCCACUAUCCGUGCAUCAGCCGAGCAGUGUCAUAACCAAACGGCAACCAGUGGGAUUGCAGGCCAAAGCAGUGCAGCAACAGUGCCAGAAGCCUAGCCAUUGCCAAGUGAUAUCUGCCAUACAAUCCAUAGGUAUCCUCCAGGAUGUACUUCAACGGAAUGAUGUUCAGGUUGUUGUUCAAACCAUGGAUCUGCCUUCUGGUGUAACACUACAGAAUGUCGGAAACCUGAGACCACAAUCUCAGGCAGCCUUGUUGCACAGCGUUCCCUCACAACCUAUCAGCGGCUAUAGCAAUGAACAGUGCGCAGCCCCUCCCAACCUCCGGAACGUAACGGUUCAGGAUUCAACUUCUCAACCUGUCAGCCAAGGACCUCUGGCUGUUCAGAGGCAAAGCUGUCAACUACAGCAGAGGAAGCAGCCCCAGCAGAUUGGUUCUCUGCAGCAGGUAGAGUCUGGGACCCUUGAAGGCUUGGUAACUAGCUGUAACCAGUUGGAGGCACAGCAAGAGGCCAUGGCACAUCUCCAGCAUCUUCCUGUUCAGGUGGACUCUUUGACUCAGUGCCGCAGCAGAGAAGAGCAGCCCUGGAAACAGCCAGCUCCUUCAAACUUUCAGCAAGCUCCACAGGUGACCACAGUAACUGGGGAUUGUCAGACACGUACCAACAGCGCCAGUGCACAGACAGGUUGUAUCACCACGGGUUGCCCUGGCUCUGGAAUUCUUCGAUGCUGCACAAUCUAACACUUGAAAGAGAAGCAGUAACCCGGCAGGACUGUUUGGACUCAUCCCAGCAGAGCCUAAGGCACAUCUGAUCUAUGUAACAGCCACAACCAGAGUGUUCUAAUGCUCCGUGGUCACGUUUGGAAGAUGAUCGCUAGAUUUCUUUUUAACGCAAGACACAUUUUUAAAGAAAAAAAUCUAUACUUUUUUUGUGAUUCAGUGGGGAGGGCUGGAUUUGUUCAAUAAUCUCAUGGUUGAACAGUGAUCGCUUCGCAAAUGAUAUCAUAGUGUUGAAAUUGGGCACUUUAUUCUGUCUUCGCUGAAUGCCACCAGCUGUUCCAGUGGGCUCACGCUGCUCUGUGAAACAAUGUACAGUGUGAAGUAUUUUGCUCGGUUUCAUAAAUUUGUUUUAUGAUGUCAA
Messenger RNA from Carcharodon carcharias (great white shark), 2901 nucleotides. RefSeq lists its product as uncharacterized. Bases 120 to 2501 code for a protein of 793 amino acids. Lineage: Eukaryota; Metazoa; Chordata; Chondrichthyes; Lamniformes; Lamnidae. The record is from RefSeq and is a predicted model, not a curated record. The transcript has 16 exons.